AUGCUGGAACUGUUGAGAGGGAAAAGGCUACUUUAUGUGGGCGAUUCCAUCAAUAGGAAUCAAUUUGAAUCCAUGGUGUGCAUGUUAGUGGGAGAUAUAAGAGAUCCAAAUAGGCCCAGAAUCAAACAUGAGAAGGGGAUGUAUAGUUUCAGCUUUGUGGAUUACAAGUGUAAAGUUGAAUUUUCCCCGUCCGUUUUCUUGGUUGAUAAAAGCAUGAAAAGAGUAGGGAAGAAGCAGGUCCCAACCUUGCGAAUAGAUUCCAUUGAUCGCAUUUCAUAUCAUUGGAGAGGAGCUGAUAUUGUGAUAUUCGACACUGAACAUUGGUGGACCGAUCAAAAAACUAAUGCAGGGGUUAAUUUCUACCAGGAAGGGGACCAAAUUCAUCCAUAUCUUGAUGUUUAUACAGCCCUCAGAAAAGGUAUGAUGACCUGGGCAUCAUGGGUUGAUAAACACACCGAUCCACGCAAAACCCAAGUUUUCUUUCGGACUUCAUCGCCAACACAUUUCAGUGGAGGUGAAUGGAAAUCACGCCGGAGUUGUAUAGGAGCUACUGAACCCCUCCUCCGAGAUUCAGGAAUUGCAAACGAGAAAGAUAGAAUUGCAGUGGAGGUUAUAAAGCAGAUGAAAACUCGCGUGACUUUGUUGAACAUAACAAGCAUGUCAGAGUAUAGAAUAGAUGCUCAUCCAUCAGGCAUUCUAGAUUGUAGUCAUUGGUGUCUUCCUGGUCUUCCUGAUAUCUGGAAUGAAUUGUUGUAUCAUCAUUUGCUCACUAACUGA
Messenger RNA from Prunus armeniaca (apricot), 777 nucleotides. Lineage: Eukaryota; Viridiplantae; Streptophyta; Magnoliopsida; Rosales; Rosaceae. The record is from the annotation of a GenBank genome assembly.